AUGGCAUUCCCUGUGGAUCUGCUUAAUAAUUGUAGUCACGAAGAAUUAGAAAGUUCUGCAGAAGAAUACUUGACAGAGCUCAGGAGUGGAGACCCAGAGAAUCCAGAAUAUUUUACUUGCCUCAAUAAUCAGAUUCCAAUUAGCCUGUCAACUGUUGGCUUCAUCCCACUUUAUGGUGGCGAUCAGACCCACAAAAUUCUUGCCCUUUUUGCACCAGAGGACUCACUUACAGCUGUGGCUCUGUACCUUGCUGAUCAUUGGUGGGCUGUUGAUGAUAUUGUGAAAACAUCAGUUCCUUCUAGAGAAGGGCUUCAGCAGGUGAGCAGUCUAGGGGAAAGAGUGGUGCUCUAUGUUUUGAAUCGAAUUAUUUAUAGAAAACGGGAAAUGGAAAGAAAUGAAGUCCCAUUCCUUUGCCAUAGUAGUACGGAUUAUGCUAAGAUUUUGUGGAAGAAAGGUGAAGCCAUUGGAUUUUAUUCAGUUAAACCUACAGGAAGCAGGUGUGCAUCCUAUCUUACUCAAAGUUACCAGCUUCCAGUGCUUGACACAAUGUACAUAAGAAAGAACCAUCGGGGGAAAGAUUUGGGGCUAUUGAUGCUGGAAGACUUUGUUGAUUCCUUUACAGAAGACACACUUGGUCUACGGUUUCCAUUAUCAUCUUUUAUGUAUACAGCUUGUAAACAGUAUUUUGAGAAGUACCCAGGAGAUCAUGAUCUUCUUUGGGAAAUUGAAGGAACUGGACACUGGCAUCAGAGAAUACCCAUCACCAGUGCUUUACAAAGAGAAACAUUCAGACAUGCAGAGGUUCCUCAAAGUGAAGUGAGAAAACUUACAUAUGAAGACUGUGACUCUAUAUCUGCUUCAGAAAAUGAAACAGGAUGUGGAGAAAACAAACCCAGUGAAAUGCAGGUUGAUCCUGUAAGAGGAAGAGGUGUAUUAGAUACCUAUGCAAGUACAUCUGAAGGUUUGGAUAAAACACCUGUUAACAUUCAAAUAAGAAGCUCUCUUUUGAAACGGCCAAAGAUUGGAAAGAGGUUUCAUGAUUCAGAUAUUAACCCUCUGCAAGAUGUGGAUGAAAAUACUCCCCAGGCUUCAUCUGUGGCUUCAACAAACAGUGCCUGGACUGAGGAUGUCAUUGAUUCCAAAGAAGGGAAGGACAAAAGUUCACAUGAUGAAAAAGAGAGCCCUGAAGAAAAAUCCAUUCCAGCUCCACGAAAGAAACCUUCUUUGGAAGAUUCUGAUAGUGUUGCCAUAAUCCCAAAGGAAGAACCAUCUGAUAAUGGUCUCUCAAACUCAGUGACUGGUGAAGCCUCAGAAGAAUCAGUUUCUGAAAAUGUGUCACCCAAAACAACAUCCUCACUGGAAGAUCAAGGGGAGGAAACCGUCCCCGAUUCCCAGGAAAAUUCAACAACCCUUUCUCAGAGCUCCCCCAUAGGGGUUGAACUUGAAGAUAUCCAAAACACAGGACAAAAGAAUCAGUCGGAAGAACAGUCUGAAGCCUCUUCGGAGCCUCUGGAUCAUUUCCCCCAGUCAACCGAGAAGGCUGCAGACAGCAGUUCUGAGGAGGUAGAAGUCGAAGUACCAGUCAUAGACAGGCGAAAUUUAAGAAGAAAGGCCAAAGGGUAUAAAGGACCCGCUAAGAAAAAAGCCAAGCUAGCUUGA
Messenger RNA from Gracilinanus agilis (Agile Gracile Mouse Opossum), 1659 nucleotides. It is a transcript of the gene FAM169A, whose product is annotated as family with sequence similarity 169 member A. Lineage: Eukaryota; Metazoa; Chordata; Mammalia; Didelphimorphia; Didelphidae. The coding region runs from base 1 to 1659 and encodes 552 amino acids. The record is from RefSeq and is a predicted model, not a curated record. The transcript is spliced from 11 exons.